Molecule: messenger RNA, 2435 nt
Organism: Exophiala dermatitidis NIH/UT8656
Lineage: Eukaryota; Fungi; Ascomycota; Eurotiomycetes; Chaetothyriales; Herpotrichiellaceae
Product: origin recognition complex subunit 2
Exons: 1
Coding region: 126-2297 (723 amino acids)
Biological process (GO): DNA replication; regulation of DNA-templated transcription
Cellular component (GO): nuclear origin of replication recognition complex; nucleus
Molecular function (GO): DNA replication origin binding
Source: RefSeq, a predicted model, not a curated record
CGCAAUCGUGUUUACUGGAGUGGAUGAAACAAAAGCAACAAAGCAAAACCCCUCGUUCAUGGACGACCAUGCUACAAUCAAGAACAACUGAGUCGCUGUAAUCUGGUCUUUUCGGCAUUGGCAUCAUGGCCAAAAGAAAGCAGCCCGAUCAAGACCCAGACUCGUCCCUAGAACCGAGCGAAACCCCUUCGAAGCGCCGGCGAACCAGAAUCACAGACACAGCACCCGCGAACGGCGUCCACAAUGGAGACCAUGAACGAGGCCACGAUGAUGUUGAUGAUAUCACAAUGGCGGAUGAGUCUACGCCCAAGAAGCCGAGAACUCCCUCCAAAACCAAAAGAAAAUCCGCCGCAGAAGCAUUACUAGAUGAAGAAGAGCAGGGACUCGGAGACGAAGGCAGUCCGACUCCCAAAGCGAAUGGCACUGGUCGGACACUGUUUUCGACACCACGAAGAGGCAGAGGCAGACCCCGCAAAGAUGGCCUCCCUUCACAAACGCCCACCAAGCCUACAACGCCUUCCAAGGCCAAGGCAUCAGCAUCAGAUCGCUCGGCGAAAAGAAAAAGUGCACGAGCGCUAGUUGAGGCGCAAGAACAAGAGGAAGGUGAAGACGAAGACUGGGAUGGGCAGAUUGCGCUGGCAAAGAAAAUCCUCUCAGCGGGCGAUGAUGGGGAUGAAGCUGAAGCCAGCACUGUGAGAAACAAUGAUAUGCUCGAUGAAACCACGGUCGAGCCCGACGACACUACGGCUGCUACGACCACACCGACCAAAACGCCAGGCAAACGUGGGCGGCCCAAGGGCGCCAAAAACAAACGAUCCCCAACACCAGAAGGCGACAUCGCUCCCGAAGAACGGUAUUUCUUCCAGAACCGCGCAGGCCCGCCUCAGAUUUCAAGCAACAAAUUCAAUCCCGUCAAAUUACUCAGUCAUGACGAGUACUUUGAGCAGAUUCAAGCACUCACCCAAAAAGACCGACAUGAAAAGGAUCGCGAGCAGUUAAUGAAGCUGCAUGCUCGCUCAUUUGCACAGUGGUCCUUUGAACUCGAGCAGGGCUUUAGUUUGUGUUUGUACGGAUACGGGAGCAAAAGGGGGCUCACUACGAACUUUGCGGAAUGGCUUUACAGACACCUGCAACAGCAACGACAACGGCAAAGGCAAAGGCAAAAAUUGCACGCAAAUCAACGACAGUCUGGGGAGGCUCUGGAGGAGGAUGAAGAGGUUUUGCGUGCCCCGCGCAUCAUCGUGGUCAAUGGAUACACGCCAAAGUUGAACGUGCGUGGAAUCCUAAACACCAUCGCCGCAGCGGUGACUACCAGCGACUCCGAGUUGUAUAGCGACGGUGACGGCGGCAGUGGCAGCGGCGAUGAAGAAGGAGACAGAGACAGCGGUGAGGAGGAUCAUGACGACCAUCGUCAUCGCCAGCAGAGCCAGAGCCGUCAGAAACGGCACCGGCGCCGAUUGCGUCUGAUAGGCCAACCUCACGAAAUGCUCGAUACGCUGCUCACGUACCUUGACACCGAGCAUUCGUCAAGUACUAGUAGCAGCCACAGGAGCAUCGUUGCGGAUGAAGACGGCAACAAUGGCGGACGUGACCUGGAGAUCGUGGUCCUAGUCAACUCGAUCGACGCUCCUCCCCUCCGCCGGCUGGGAACACAAUCACUCCUUGCCCGCCUCGCCGCACACCCCAGCAUUAAAUUCACCGCUACAGCAGACACACCGACGUUUGCUACUUUGUGGUCGUCGACCCUCCUCGACCAGUUCCGCUUCGUGUAUCACGACUGCACGACCUUUGCUCCAUAUACCGCCGAGAUCAGUGUCGUCGACGAAGUCCACGAACUCUUGGGCCGCAAGCGAAUGCGCAGUGGCGGCAAAGAAGGGAUCGGGUUCGUGUUGAAAUCGCUGCCGGAGAACGCGAGGAAUUUGUAUCGCUUGUUGAUUUGUGAGAUUUUGGCGAGUUUAGGCGAUGAUGGACUUGAAGGAGCAGGCGCCGGCUCCUUCGAAAGGGUGAAUGAUGAUGGUGACGAUGAUGACGGCCGGUCUGCGAAAAAGCGGUCUCGGUCUCGAUCUGCUAAACAACAAGCCGAAUCGGAACAAUUGGGUGUCGAGUAUCGCACCCUUUACCAAAAGGCUUCCGAGGAGUUCAUCUGCUCGAGUAGUAUGAAUUUCCAGUUUUUGCUCAAGGAGUUUCACGAUCAUCAGAUGAUUACGAGUCGGAGGGACCAGAGUGGCACAGAGGUCUUGGGCGUGCCAUUGGAUAAACAGGAAAUGGAGGCUGUGUUGGAGGAAUUGGUUAUUUGAAGCAUCGAGAUAGAUAUAAGCAGAGCCAUUCCAAAAACGGAUCAAUACAAACGAAGCUCCGAAAAGGAGUCGUUCAAGAUUCUAUAUAGACACGAAUGUGACUGGCCAAACCAAAGGGAACGCCGAUCCCUGCUUUCC